Molecule: messenger RNA, 1040 nt
Organism: Impatiens glandulifera
Lineage: Eukaryota; Viridiplantae; Streptophyta; Magnoliopsida; Ericales; Balsaminaceae
Product: chromatin structure-remodeling complex protein BSH
Exons: 10
Coding region: 67-798 (243 amino acids)
Biological process (GO): regulation of transcription by RNA polymerase II; chromatin remodeling
Cellular component (GO): nucleus; nuclear chromosome
Molecular function (GO): transcription coregulator activity
Source: RefSeq, a predicted model, not a curated record
CAAAUUAUUUAGAAAUAACCUUAGCCGAGGUCGUGACUAGGUAGAGAAAGACGAAUCGACUCAUCGAUGAAACACCACUGGGCCGCGGCAUCGUCUGCAGCCAAGAAUCCGAUAAAGUUCAGGAUUCCAACCGCCGAUAAUCUAGUUCCAAUUCGUUUAGAUAUCGAAAUUGAUGGCCAAAGAUAUAGAGAUGCUUUUACAUGGAAUCCCUAUGAUCCAGAUUCUGAAGUUGUGAUCUUUGCGAAAAGGACGGUUAAAGAUUUGAAACUUCCACCAGCAUUUGUUACCCAGAUCGCCCAAUCGAUUCAAUCUCAGCUGGCAGAGUUUCGAUCUAAUGAAGGACAAGAUAUGUACACUGGAGAAAAGAUUGUUCCAAUUAAGCUUGAUCUUCGAGUAAAUCAUACUCUUAUAAAAGACCAGUUCUUAUGGGAUUUGAACAAUUUCGAGAGUGAUCCUGAAGAAUUUGCGAGAACCUUCUGCAAAGAUUUGGGAAUUGACGAGCCUGAAGUUGGACCUGCAGUUGCAUUCUCAAUUAGGGAACAACUCUAUGAGAUAGCAAUGCAGACUGUAGCUUCAACAAGGGAAACAAGAGUACACAAGAAAAGCCGCAGAGGCUUCGAAUAUGUUCCCCCGAGUAAAACCAGUGGACCAGCAGUGGACUUGGUAAAGUUAUUUGGUAGCAGAGCAAGUGUGGUAAGGAAAAGAAAAGAGUGGGAUGUAUAUGAGCCUAUUGUUGAUAUAUUAUCAAAUGAAGAAGUGGAUGCCCUAGAAGCUAGAGAAGAGAAGAAUGCUCGAUGAUAAUAAUGAUGAUUGAGAGUAUUUGGUAUGUUUUUACUAUUUGAUGAUUGAAUGAGGGGUAGAUUCCUCUAGAUAGAAAGUGUUCUAAUGAAUAUGAUUCAUUAUUAGCCUAAUUUGAAGACAUUGUAGAAGUUAUCAAAUAGUUAUGAACAAUAGUUUGAAAAGAUUCAGGUUUUUAAAUAAACCAUGUUGUUUUUGUUAUUUUGGGUGCACUUUUGCAUAAAGUUAUUAUUAUUAUGUUC